UAUCUUCGGAAUCAUUGCUCUCCUAACAGCGGGUCAUGUCCUUGUGCGUAUACCUAUGUAUAGUCGAUGCGUUGUUAUGAUGUACUUCGCGGGUGUAAUGAAUUCAAAUUACCCAAUUAACUUCGUGUUUUAACGGCGAAAGUGUUGAGUUUCAGUCAAUAAAAAACUGGUGGUGUCUGUUGAUGCGAGAUGUCCUUGAUAAUUGUGCAACAGUGAUGAGGGUGAUCAAGUGAAUUAAAUGGAACAAUGAAUCAGUGAUUUAAAUACAAUAUUUGGGUGAAAUUGUAGUUUUGGAGAGUUACAAGUUAAGUGUGGAAGCUUACUGAGCAGGAAUUGUGGAUUUAUUUGAGAAAGAGGAUUCAACUAUUCAAAUAAUGAUAAUGGCUUCUAGAAGACGGGAGUAUAUGAACGCGAUUUUGUUGGUGUUACUUUUGAAUGCGGCUCUAAUAGAGUGCGGCGAGAAAUUAGCUUUACUAUCGGCAACACUAAGAACAUAUCAAAAGUUGGGAUGCGACACGGAUCAAGUUUCAUUAGCAUGUCCCCGAGGCACGAGCAUUUCCAUCGAAUUGGCACAAUUUGGAAAAUCUAAUCGAAAUGAUGGGGUUACGUUGGAAGAUUUGUGUGCUUCGGGAGAUCACAAUAUCAACACAAAUGUGGGAGACAGGACAUUACUUUCAGCCUCAUCGUUGAACAGUGAAUCAACGGCAUCCAUUGGAAAAACAAAUAUAGCAACAUCCAUUAUUUCCGCAAACAACACAGCUUCAAACAACAUUCUUUCAGCACAAAAGGAGAACAUCCCGUCGAACUGUUUGUGGCCAAAUGCAUUGCAGUACUCGUUGCUGCAAACAGUCGUGGAAGCGUGCCAAAAGAAGAAACAUUGUAAAUUCAACGUUCUCCCGGAUGGCUAUGGAGCGGGGCGAAGCGGUAUUGGAGACGCCACUGGAAGCUCUAGUUACGAUAGCCCAAAUACUAAAUUGAAUCCAUGCCCUCGCAUUCGAAAGUUUGUUGAAAUCGCCUACAAAUGUCGACCAUAUGAAUUCCGGAGCAAGGUUGCAUGCAAAAACGACAUAAUCCAACUGGAGUGCAAUCCUUACUCCCGAAUUGCGAUCUACAGUGCCAGCUUUGGUCGUACGGAGUAUGAAAGCAUCCAAUGUCCCCAGCCCCAGGGCGUCAAAGAGGAAACAUGUUUGGUCUCCUACGCAACUGAAACUGUAAUGCAAAUUUGCCAUGGACGAAGACGAUGUAAUUUAUCAGCAGAUACAACAACUUUUGGCUCUCCGUGUAGCCCACAAUCGAGGAUCUACCUGAAGGUUGUUUAUACAUGCGUACCAAAACAAGUACUCAAAGAUAGAUAUGAAUCGGACAUCGAACCAGAUGAGGUAGAGAACUUUGGCGGUGAUGAAAACGAUAUUUACGAUGAGGAUCAAUUCUACAAAGAGUCCGAAGCCAUUCCGAAACUUCAAAGUAAUUUCACGCGGGUCAGUGUAGUAAAUAUCUCUAGCACAAUGGAACCAGAUACUACUCAAAACCCAAUAGUGACACAACCUAAGGGAAUCAGCCUUGAAGAUAGCCAAAACCGUCUCUAUUUGUACUUAAUAAUUGCUGGCUCGGUUGGUGUCCUUUUAUGUAUCAUUCUGGUGGUAGCACGUGUAGUGCUACAAAAACGUCGCUCCAGAUCCGACGAUACAACAUCAUCACCAAAAGGAGAGACGACUAUUUCCAAUGGCUUCAACGACAGCAUUUCAGAGAUAGAUGCUGACAUUGAUUUAGCAACGCCCGUCCCAGUGCCAAGUGUCUCAAAGAGUGAGAAUUACAUCACGUACGGACCGGCAACAAAUUUGUAUGGCAGCCUUGGACCAUCGAAUGUUUCUCACACGUCCACGACAAUGCUAUUGCCCACAAAUUCACUAGUAUGUGCUCGACAAUCACCCGACAUUAUCGGUGUAGCCAACACAUUUGUUGGUCAACCACCACUAGGAGGCAGCAGCGCUAUCGGAGCCGUAGUACCAAUAACUUCACUAGCACAAUACACAACAGCCCCUACCACUUUCCAUCCAGCCUACAUAAUGGACCACGAAGGCAUCCUCCGACGUCCGAAUUCUACUCAGCCUGUGCAUGCUCUACCACAGCACCCUCAGUCAGGGACAUUCCACUAUGACGGUACCGCACCAAGGACACUCUCGAGUGGCGUAGCACAAAAUCCUCAGUUCUACUACGGAUGACCGAAUCAGUCUGACGAUGAUUCACAACAAUCAACUGCCGUCACAAACCCUAGCGCUCUCGAAGCAGAUAGCAAAACCAAGGAUAGUAGGAAAAGUUCCUCCGGAAGAACUUAUUGUUUUUAGGUGGUGUGCAACUGAAUGGCGUUAAAGUUAAUCGUGUAAGUUAAAUGUAACUCUAGAUAAUAAAAUGUAAUUGAAAUAAGAUAAAAUGCAAGGCAAUUGCCAAUAUAUCAAACAUACAAGUCUGACACGACCUUGCAGCUAUGAUGAUUUUUAUAUCCAACAAGCAAACCUUCACAUGAACAUUACUUUUUAAAUUUGAAACGUAC
This is a messenger RNA of Hermetia illucens (black soldier fly), 2551 nucleotides long. RefSeq lists its product as uncharacterized. Bases 375 to 2222 code for a protein of 615 amino acids. The transcript has 10 exons. The record is from RefSeq and is a predicted model, not a curated record. Gene Ontology annotation, molecular function: carbohydrate binding. NCBI's taxonomy places the organism in Eukaryota, Metazoa, Arthropoda, Insecta, Diptera, Stratiomyidae.